Sclerotinia trifoliorum is the source of this 1316-nucleotide messenger RNA. The record is from the annotation of a GenBank genome assembly. NCBI's taxonomy places the organism in Eukaryota, Fungi, Ascomycota, Leotiomycetes, Helotiales, Sclerotiniaceae.
UCAUCUUACACAAUCAUCGUACAGUGAUUUGAAUUUUGAUCAAUAUCAAAGACUCGUCCAAGGUCGUACUCCGUUCCUCGGUGAAGUAGACUUUUGGGACCAAAACCCUUUGAACCAACGAUGGGAAAGGAUCAGGAGGAGCCUUUGUUAUCUUCAGCUGAGGUUCUGGAUGAAUUGUCACAAGAUAGGGAAGCACACCAUGCCGCUAAAGAAUCUGCUACCGAAGCAGAAAAAUAUCGACCAGCCUCGGACAGGACAAAACGCUACCGAAAUUCACACAUCUUGUUGACGGUCGGACUAGUGAUCAGUUACAUUCCUGCUAUUUCUCUCUUCGUAGCUUCAGGCACGAGAUUCCAGCGGCAUGCCGCAAAUCUAGAACUGCUUCCAGGUAAGUGAGAACUCUCCAUAAAAUCAUGAUAUGGUAAAACCAUUCGUUCCGCGUGCUAACACAUUCUUCUUAUUUUGCAUAAUCAGAUCUAGCCAAAGAGGCUAAAGUUUUUGAAGUACAGAAAUUCCCCUCCGGUUUCAGAUCGAGUCCUUACGCUGGUCCACCCAGUGAGGAAUUGGAUGCGGCAUGGCACGAGCUUUUCGAAUGUACAUUUUCCGACUCCUAUCCCACUCGCUAAUUAUAAACAACCCUGUGACUAAAAUACCAUUUCAUCAACAGACAACGACAUUCGAGGGGAACUUGAGGAUCUGCAAGCGAUAGGAAUGGAAUCACUCCCAUUAACCCUAUAUCGCCCGACCCGGAGUCUUCCACGAGUUACAUUGCCUUGUAAGCAAAUUUGCUCUUUCUUUGAUUGCUAUGUACUAUUUAUCAUUGUGUCUUGAAUUAAUAUGUCAAAUCUAGAAACGAAUCCGUCACUGGAUAUAUAGAGACCAUUAUGUUUAUCCCAAAGGGCCAAGCGAUACUGAGUUGAAGGAGUGGGAAGCCCAUAUUCGUAAGUUUAUUUAAGAAUUAAUUCGUCUUUGAGCAUUUUCAACUCCAAUAUCUAAGAAAAUCCGUGUAAAGCUGAGUAUUGCCGUUAAUACUUCACACGGAUCAGACCAUCGCACCGAGCGCCUGCGUCUCCCCGCCAUGCGCAGCGGCGACACAUCUCUUGCAAUAUACAAGUGGCUCAAGGAAGGGGAUGAAUUUGUACCUACUACCACGGAUAUAGGCCCUCAUCAAUGCAUCAAUUGGCAAAACUUCAGUGGCUGGAUCAAAGAUAGAAGUGUUAACUUAUCAGAGCCAGGGCUACUUGUACCCAGAUAUUAGACACUCCGUUAAAGAAAUGUAAAUUCUCAUAUAUUAUUAUGACGAUAAUUCGUUCUUG